AUGCCCCAAAAGCGCAAGCGACCAGAUCCAGACCCCGCCGAGUCCGAGUCCGCUUCUGUAUCCGCACCCACAUCCAAACCCAAACCCAGACCCAAACCCAAACCCACAGCGCGUAGGGCGACGCGUCAAACCCCGGUUAUACCGCCAACACCACCAGUAACUGCAACAGCAUCAGCAACAGCGCCAGCACCAACAUCGCCAGAGUCACAGCCGCAGCCGCAGCCACUGCCACUGCCACUACCACGUACCGAAACUGCUGUACCACCGCCUACAAUACCAACGUUACCGUCGACUUCUCUCAAAACAAAACCGUCUCCCGAGCAGAAGCGCAGCCGUGCAUCGAACGGGUGUGCCCAGCCUCUGUCGCAACCCACUACAAUUGCUCCGAACAAGGCGCAAUCGCAAACCUCUCCUCCUGUAUUGCGAUGGGCUCCGCUUGAACAGCCAGGUCCAGCGAUACGGCCCCCAGCAACCAUGACAGCCAUCCCCCCACCUCGACCUACCGCCGCUGGUCGCCCGCCUUCAGACCUUGUUGCGCCCGAGAUUACUUAUCACGUACCUCAGUCGCAUGCAAACUCGCUACAGCGGGCUUCAGCUCUUGUCCGGCCAUAUGGGCCUACAGCGCAGCCACCACGUAUACUUGAGCGGCCGCCACCCCCGACAGUCACACCAGUUCACCCACCGAAACCUCCUAUGGCCUCGUUUGUACGCCAGCCUCCACGAGCUGACCGCAACAUUGAUAAAGUCGUGUUGGGUAAUCUUUGCUUCAGUACUUGGUAUCAUAGUUACGACGGAAAAGAACUGCUCGGUGAAUCACCAAGCAACCUAGCAAAGAUGGGUGGUAAAGAUGCAGGCGCCAAAGAUCAAACUACAGGCGGCAAAUCAUCAUCUCGGCGAGAUCGUGAGCACCAUCCUGUGGUCGAUCGUCUUUACGUUUGUCCCAGCUGCUUUAAAUAUUCCAAGGAGUUGCUGCCCUGGUGUCAUCACGUCCAUGUCUGUGAGCGGAAGACCCAAAUACCAGGGCGCAAGGUCUAUGUGCAUCCACGCGGACGCAGAAAGAUCCUUGUGCCACACGACACUAAAGCCUCUGGGCCCAAGAGACGAAAGGGAGAGGGAAACAUUCGAUACGUUGAGGAGAUUGUGCAAGACGAAGGAGAAUGGAGUAUCUGGGAGGUGGAUGGUGAGAAGGACGGGCUUUUUUGCCAGAACCUGUCGCUCUUUGCAAAACUCUUUCUCGAAAACAAAUCCGUCUUCUUCGAUGUUACAGGCUUCAACUACUUCCUACUGGUCUACACGCCUCCAGACCGGCCGUCAAACACCUCGGCAGAAGCUGAACCUCAAGCACCUCGGAUAACUGGAUUCUUCUCCAAGGAGAAAAUGUCAUGGGAUAACAACAAUCUCGCCUGUAUUCUUGUAUUCCCCCCGUGGCAAAGAAAAGGCCUCGGUGCUUUGCUCAUGGGUGCUUCGUAUGAGAUCUCCCGACGGGAGGGCAUCCUUGGCGGCCCAGAAAAACCCAUUUCCGAUCUGGGCACGAAGGGCUACAGGCGUUAUUGGGCAGGCGAGAUAGCAAGAUGGCUGCUCGGGAUCGAUAUGGAUGCGAAGAGUGCUGAAAACGAGGUCCUAGUGGAUGUCAAUGAUUGCAGUAAUGCAACGUGGAUUCUUCCGGAAGAUUGUUUGCAAGUGCUGCGAGACAUGGGCGUCGUCCAAGAGCUGGGCUUAGGCCCCGGCAAGCCUGAGGAGAAGCCUGUCAUCGAGACGGAGACGGAGGAGAAGAAAGGCGAAGAGACGAUAAGGACUUCGCCUGCUACCGAUGGAGCCCCCAAGGAAGAUAUGGCCACGGUGGUCAAGAUGGUGCAGCGAGUGCUGGUAGACAAGCAAGCAGUCCGUCGAUAUGUGGCCGAGAACCGGAUCAGUUUGGAGCAUAUGUGUGACCCGGCCGGGUUUAUUGAAGGCUAUGCAAUCAAGGUACUAGAGACAGCAGCAGAAGAAGAAGAGGAAGAAGAGGCACAGGAAGAUACAGAGUGA
Molecule: messenger RNA, 2025 nt
Organism: Fusarium sp. VM40
Lineage: Eukaryota; Fungi; Ascomycota; Sordariomycetes; Hypocreales; Nectriaceae
Source: the annotation of a GenBank genome assembly